This is a messenger RNA of Dipodomys spectabilis (banner-tailed kangaroo rat), 1102 nucleotides long. It is a transcript of the gene Mblac1, whose product is annotated as metallo-beta-lactamase domain containing 1. Lineage: Eukaryota; Metazoa; Chordata; Mammalia; Rodentia; Heteromyidae. The record is from RefSeq and is a predicted model, not a curated record. The coding region runs from base 80 to 874 and encodes 264 amino acids. The transcript has 2 exons.
UUUACGGGAGCUCGCGGAGGACAAACAUCCUACCAUCUCGCCGCGCUCCUGGCGCCAAGUCACCGAGGCGAUACUAGCCAUGAGCAUCGUGGUGAGGACGGAGCCGCUGCGUGGGGCCGAGCCCCCUUGGCUGGUGCCCGGCGACUCCUACUCGGUGGUGGUUCUGCUGCGGGGCUACGCCGAGCCCGAAGGGGCGGGCGCCGUGGUGCGCGCCGACGGCUCGGUGACGCUAGUGCUGCCUCGGUCCUGGCCCCCGGCCCCCGGCCACCGGGCGGCGCUGUCGGCGGACGGCGGCGCGGAGGCCGCUCUGCAGGCGGCGGCGCGGGGCCCCAUCCUGGUGGACACCGGGGGCCCCUGGGCUCGGGAGGCGCUGCUGGGGGCCCUGGCGGGCCAGGGCGUGGCCCCGGGGGACGUGGCUCUGGUGGUGGGGACGCACGGCCACUCGGAUCACGUCGGGAACCUGGGGCUGUUUCCGGAGGCGGCUCUGUUGGUCUCGCACGACUUCUGCCUCCCCGGGGGCCGCUAUCUGCCCCACGACCUGCGCGAGGAGCGGCCCCUGCGCCUGGGGCCCGGCCUCGAGGUGUGGGCCACUCCGGGCCACGCGGGCCGGCGCGACGUGAGCGUGGCGGUGGCGGGCACCGAGCUGGGCACCGUGGUGCUGGCGGGAGACGUGUUUGAGCGCGACGGAGACGAGGACACGUGGCAGGCGCUGAGCGAGGACCCCGUGGCCCAGGAGCAGAGCCGAAAGAGGGUCCUGGGCGCCGCGGACGUGGUGGUGCCCGGCCACGGAGCGCCCUUUAGGGUCGUCCGGGAAGCCUCGCGGGCCGCGGAGGCCGAGAGUUGCGGGGACAGCCGGCCAGAGCUGAGGACCUGACCCCGCAGCAGUGAGCCCCGACGACCUGGCCAGGACAUGGCCAGAGCAAGCGAGGCUGGUACUUCUGGUCUUCCUGCAGACAUUUUCUCCACUAGUAUCACCCUCCCUAUCUACAACCCAACCCGGGGCCCAGGACUGGCUCAGCUCCACCGGGUUCCUCUGUGGACCUGAGGAAAAGGAAAUGACGCUCUUACCGGGAUUCUCCGAAAUAAAUAAUAAGAAAACACA